UCUUCAAUUGUAUACAAAAGUGCACUAAAGUGGUGUUGCAUCAGCCGUACCGGUUGAAUGUGCGUAGUUACGCUUAGAUAUUUUUGGACAAUUUACGGUGUUUUUACACCGACUUCUUCAGUUUAUCAGUGUUUUAACGAACAUACAACUCCGUGGCUUGUACCCAAACCACGGUUUAGGACUUGUGUUACGAUUCCUAUAGACUUAGAAUGGCGUAUGGACUAUCUUGAAACGGUCCUUUGAGCCAUAUAUGCACCAAACCAAACCAUACAAAAGUGCACUGAGCGAUAAAGGCAUCAGUAACCAGUCUUCAAUUGUAUAAUAAAAAGCGCAGCAGAGAGAAGGAGAGAAAAGCAAAGAAUUGUGUUGUCAUUUUGAAAAUGACUGUGCAGUAACGAGUAUUCAAGAUAACAUAUGACUUAAAACAUAACCAAUGUUAUGGUUUUUAAACAUGCAGACAUUACUUUGCUGUAAAAUAUUAAAUAUUGUGAUGGCAGCUGAAGAUUUUAACAUAUAUGUGUUCAUAUAUAUGAUAAUAUAUAACUGAAUACAAUACUGAAGUAUAAAAUACCAUACAAUUAUAUAAAGGACAGUUUAAUUUAGACCAUAAAAGAAUACUUAUAUAAGCUGUGAUUAAAAUUACAACUAGUAAAAGCAUGUCUUUACAACAGUGGACGCAAUUACAACAUAAUAUACCAUGGAAAAUAUUUACUAGAGAAUCUUCUACAUAUAAUGAAGAUAAAUCUUCAGAGAAAUAUAAUCAUCAACUAUUAUUCCAAGGAGAUGAAGCACGAACUGCUUGUGAAGAAGUCAUUUAUCAAACUAAUAGUAAUGCUGCUGGAAAAAUAAGAUAUUUAAAAUCAAGUGUGGUUGAAAUUCAAAGUAAUUCUGUUAUAAAUUUAACUUCUGUUAAUAGAGAAUCAAAGAAAGUUGCAGUUCAUCAAGAUUAUAUAACAAAACUCACUGCUAACACACUGUUGAAAGCAGUGGAGCAAAAGGAUUUACAAUUUUUACAAAAUCAUGUGACAUCAGAGAAUGUAAAUAUAUCUGAUGAUUUUGGUUGGACUCCUUUAAUGUCUGCUGCUUACUGUGGCCAUUUAGAGAUUGUACAAUUUUUACUGACUCUUGGAGCUAAAAAAAACAUUAGGGACAGAUCUGGUCUUACAGCAGCCCAACUAGCUUUAAAAAAAAAUUAUUUAAAUAUAGUUGCAUUGUUAAAAAAGAAAUCGGAGUCACUAACCUGUAAUAAUCAAUUGUCAAUUAAUAUAUCCAAAAUAAAUAAUACAAGUGCUUUGCCAAUAAAAUCCAUGUCUGUAGAAUAUCCAGUAGAGAAUGAAAAAGUUCACAACAUCACAGAUCAGAAACUACAAGUGCGAAAAACAAAAUUUUAUUGUGAAAUGUGCAAAGAAAUCUUUCAAGAGACAACACCAGAAAAACAUGAAAGUUCUAUUCUACAUAUCUUUAGCAUAAAGCCAAAAUUGAAACAUACAAUAUAUGGAAUAUCAAAGCAAAAUAAAGGAUAUAAAAUGCUUGUAAAUUCAGGAUGGGAUGAGGAAGCUGGCCUUGGACCUAGUGGGAAAGGAAUAAAACAUCCAAUCAAAAUGUGUUUAAAAAUGGAUCGCAAAGGACUAGGACAAUUAGUAGAAAAUGAUUAUAAACUUACUCAUGUUAAAUCAAGUGAUACAACUGUUGUUAAUGGUGCUAAAUUACCUAAGCAACUAUUGAAAAAAAGGGAUAGAGAAAAACUACUUCAUAUAGAAGCUAGAAAAGAAAGAGCAUUACGUAUUGCAUUAUCUUAAAAUAAAAGAUGCGUGAAUAUUUUAUACAUGUAAAUGUGACAUUUAUUUAAAGAUAUAUAAUAUAAGUAUAAAAUGUAAAAAAACGAAAUUACUUGUUACUGUUUUGUAUACUUAUGCUUGUAAGUUUUAUCAGUUUUUAAUUAUAUACUUUAGUUAAAACAUUACUAAGAAGAUAGAAAGGAGGCAAUAACGCUGUACACCUGAUAUCCGGGUAAAAUUCUUUAUUCCGAAGAUUUAACAAUUGAUACAAACGUUUCGAUUCACUAUAAGAUUGUCAGUGUCUGUACAUAAAAAAGUUACAAUAAAUGCAUGGUCUAUUCGUAACAAAUAGAGAAGAAUAUGGAUACGGAAACGAUACGCUACAAACAUAUUCAGUUUGAGGAAAAAAGGGGAAGUGGCAACUCAGUAACCGUCAAUCGCACACAGGAAGACGCAAAACAUUCUCUUGAUUUGAAGACAACUGACAGACUGAGCAGCCUCUUUCACAUUCAUGGUACAUGUAACGGUCUUCUCAUCCCACCACAACAUUUGAAAACGAACAGAAAAUGAUAAUGCCGCGUUGUAAUUUUUUCCAAAAAUGAAAAAUACAGUUUCAGUUUGUCCGUGUUCGACAUGACAUUAAUUGAAUUGCCUUGCAAUUUGAUGUGUAUUAUCUUGGAGACAGACCUCUUAAAAAAUGAAGACUGUCCAAAACUUUGGUAUUUUGGCAAUUGAAAUUGUGGUCCGUAUCAAUUCUAUGCUGUGUAACGACAGAAACAUUCUCCGCACGACAAUUAAUCUGAUUUUCAGAAAUCCUAAUUUGGAGUUUUCUCAUGGUCUGGCCCACGUAUGAAGCAUCGCAAUGAUUACAUUGCAACUUAUAAACUACGUUUUUUCUUUGUUCGAUUUCUAUCGGAUUUUUAAUAUUUUUAAUAAAUUGAUUUAAUUUAUUGAGAUUUCUAUAAGCUAACAAAUUUCCAUCUCUCCUUUUUAACGACUUCGAAAUUGUGUACGAUAAUUUAUUGAUGAAAGGUACAACGAAAUACUUUUUGACGGUUUUUAAAGUUAGUGUGGACUCCGAACUGUCCGAUUUUCCAUUAAUUUUGUUUGCAAUCAAAUAUUUUACACGGUCAUUGAUAACUUUAAAAGUUAUUUCCAACGAAUAGUUGUUAGGGAUGAGGACGUUGAUUAUACAUUUUGUUCUUUGUCUGUGUAAGAUUUUAUUGAAUUCUGUUUGGAUGAUGGUUGAGGUAAUAAUUCACUCACAACUCUUUAACACUUCGCAGAACAAUUUAUUAAGCAAAAUCUCGCCGCGUGCUUUGAUCUCUCAAGGAGAUGACCGACUCCGCUGUUCGAAAGCGAAUUACUCUUUUGGUGGCUGCUCGCGCUUGCUGCCUACAGCAUCGGGCAAUUCCGAUCGACCCGAUGUGUGUCGAAUCAUAUUUACUUGUUAUGUACACGCAAGUACAGCGUGACAUACAAGUACGCACAAAUCACAGCAAGCUGUACAGAAUAUUCUCGAAAAUAUCUUACACUGAAACACAGUGUGGGAUAACAACAGAGCUUUAUCUACCAUUCCGAUAAUAGUUUUUAUUUUUUGAGAGACGGUGUGAGGAGUGGUAAUUUAAAUACCUGCAUGAAAAUAUGGACUUAUGGAUACCAAUCGCACAUGAUUAUCUCGUUAUAAGCACAAUCAAUUUGACGUCCAAAAAGCUCAAAGAAUUCCCAUUCUGCGUCUCAAUCGAGAACCUCAUGUUAUUUAUAUCCGUUGAAAAUAUCUAAUAGGUAAUUUAAAUCCUUGGCGGGCGCAAUUAAAAUAAUGUCAUCUACAUAUCAGUAAUAAAAGGUGGGUCUAAAUUUUAAUUUUUUUAAAACGGAAACUUUCAAAUUUUGCAUCAUUAUAUCGGUAAUUCUCAAAAAACGUAAUCUCCGUGGUAUAUUGACAUAAAAAACAUAGAUAAGUUUUUUAUAUUGCAUAG
Molecule: messenger RNA, 3757 nt
Organism: Pseudomyrmex gracilis
Lineage: Eukaryota; Metazoa; Arthropoda; Insecta; Hymenoptera; Formicidae
Product: p53 and DNA damage-regulated protein 1-like
Exons: 3
Coding region: 657-1799 (380 amino acids)
Molecular function (GO): protein binding; nucleic acid binding
Source: RefSeq, a predicted model, not a curated record